Molecule: messenger RNA, 2121 nt
Organism: Anolis carolinensis (green anole)
Lineage: Eukaryota; Metazoa; Chordata; Lepidosauria; Squamata; Anolidae
Gene: kcng2
Product: potassium voltage-gated channel modifier subfamily G member 2
Exons: 4
Coding region: 498-2063 (521 amino acids)
Biological process (GO): potassium ion transmembrane transport; protein homooligomerization
Cellular component (GO): membrane; voltage-gated potassium channel complex
Molecular function (GO): protein binding; voltage-gated potassium channel activity
Source: RefSeq, a predicted model, not a curated record
GGUUGGGAGACAGUCUCCAGCGAGCGCGGAAAGACACGCGGGUCCGCUUCCCCGCCUUGAAACGCAUACAGCUUGGGCGAAAGAGCGGCUGGUUACAAGGAACCCUUCCAGCCUAGGAAGCACCUUUCUUGGGGGGCAGAGGCGCCGAAAAGGGGGCUCAAAGGGGCGGCGCCUCGGGGGAAGCGCCCCUCCUCCGACCCGCCUCGUUUCUUCCUCUCUCCUCUUUCUUUCUUUCGCUCCGUGCUUCCUUCUCCUCUACUGCCGGGACUUGGGAGAAGCAAGGAAGCAAGGCACCUCCUUUCCUCUCCAUCCCUUUCUAUCUCGUCUUCGGGGCAGAAGAGAAACUCCAGUCUCGCUGUCGGGCGAGAAGAGCGGCUGGCGGAGCGAGAUUUUACUGAGUCCUGUGAGUUUUAUUCCAAAGCUGGCCUUUUGUGCCCCAACCAUCCAAGACACUACCAUUUCUUUGACUAGGCUGGGCAGCCCCAUGAACGUAACAAAUGUAUCAGGAAAUGGCACUACUCCCUGGGAAUGCAGAUCCCGAAUUCACCUCAUACACUUACAACAACUUGGAGACAUAUUGCGAAGUGCAGACAAAGAAAGGCUUCUUCUACAAAAAAGCCAAACUUCUGCACCCUGGGGAAGACUUGUAUUGCUUUGCCUGCCGGGAGGACCGAACCCGGUACGUAAUCAUCAACGUAGGUGGCAUCAAGUACAGGAUUCCCUGGACUACUUUAGAAAAUUGCCCCUUGACCAGGCUGGGAAGGUUGAAAUCGUGCAACAACUAUGAUGAAAUAAUGGAUAUCUGUGAUGAUUAUGAUGUGAACUGCAAUGAGUUCUUUUUUGACCGCAACCCUUGUGCCUUCAGGACCAUAAUGACGUUUUUGACAGCGGGGAAACUAAGGCUCCUCAGGGAAAUGUGUGCCCUCUCGUUCCAAGACGAGCUGGUUUAUUGGGGGAUAGAAGAAGAGCACCUGGAGUGGUGCUGUAAAAAGCGACUGCGGCAGAAAGAGGAGGAGAUGGCGGAAGCUGCUUUGUUUGAAGAGGAAAUGGCUGCUGAAGAAGUGCCAGAGUGUGCCUUCGAAGACACCAGCCGCUUGCGUUUGUGCAUGAGGAGGCUCAGGGAUAUGGUGGAGAAUCCUCACUCGGGGAUUCCCGGAAAGAUCUUCGCUUGCAUAUCUGUUUCUUUUGUUGCCAUCACUGCAGUUAGCCUCUGUAUUAGCACCAUGCCAGAUCUCAGAGAAGAAGAAGAUCGGGGUGAAUGUUCCCAGAAGUGCCAUGACAUCUUUGUGCUGGAGACUGUCUGUGUGGCUUGGUUUUCCUUUGAAUUCAUCUUGCGCUCCAUUCAAGCAGAGAGCAAGUGCGCCUUCUUGAAGACCCCACUCAACAUUAUAGACAUUAUGGCCAUCUUGCCUUUCUACAUCUCUUUGAUUAUAGAUUUGGCCUCGACCAAAAACACGGACAAGCCCGGGGGCGGAGGCAGCGUUGGAAACAAGUACCUAGAGAGAGUGGGCCUGGUUCUCCGCACCCUGCGAGCCCUUCGUAUCCUGUACGUCAUGCGGUUAGCCCGGCAUUCCCUGGGGCUGCAGACCCUGGGACUGACUGUGCGCCGUUGCACAAGGGAAUUUGGACUCCUCCUCCUUUUUCUCUGCGUCGCUAUGGCACUUUUUUCUCCACUGGUGUAUCUGGCAGAGAGUGAAAUGGGAGCCAAACAUGAAUUCACCAGUGUGCCCAGUAGUUACUGGUGGGCUGUAAUAUCCAUGACGACUGUGGGCUAUGGUGACAUGGUUCCUCGUAGCAUUCCAGGACAAGUGGUGGCCCUGAGUAGUAUCCUGAGUGGCAUUUUGCUUAUGGCUUUCCCUGUCACUUCCAUCUUCCAUACGUUUUCCCGUUCCUACAUAGAGCUCAAAGAAGAGCAGCAGCGAGCCGCUAGCCGGCAGCUUCACCAGGCGGAAAACAAAGUCUCAAAUGACGACAGCUCCCAGGAAGGAGAUUCCACGUGUCCACAAGGGAAUGAUGGAGGGGUGCUUCAUCCUGAGACACAAACAGAGACUAAGGAUUGCUGAUUUAAACCAAAUUAAAGACUUUGUACAAGAGAAUGGAAAAAGUGGGCAACUAGAUAUU